AUGUCUUCGUCUUCACUAAAUGAAGCUGCAGUUGAAGAAGAAGAACUUUAUUCCAGCUGGGCUUUAUUGAUCCAAAUUGUUUUGUUAAUUCUUGCAUUAUGGACAAGUUACUAUUUACAAAUAAAACAAAUUCGUUCUAUACAUGAGACGGUUAUAUCAAUAUUUGCUGGAAUGGUUGUUGGGUUAAUUAUUCGACUUUCUCCUGGCUACAUAAUCCAAAAGCUGGUCUCCUUUAAAUACUCUUACUUUUUUAAUCUUCUGUUACCUCCGAUUAUUUUAAAUUCUGGGUACGAGAUGAAAAAGAUUUUUCACAAAUCUGGGGGCUAUCCUAUCCUUUGCACUUCUAGCAUUUUGACAGCGAUAUUGGCCUGGACUGGAAUAGAUUCUCUGUCUCUUACCCUACUUGACUCUAUGAUUUUUGGUUCAGUCCUUUCAGCAACUGAUCCUGUGACUGUACUUACAAUAUUUCAAACAUUGAAAGUUGAUCCACAAUUGUAUGCAAUCAUUUUCGGCGAGAGUAUAUUGAACGAUGCCACUUCCAUCGUACUUUAUGAAACUUUGAGGCAAUACCGCGGGCAAGAUUUUCAUCUUACAAAUAUUUCUCAUGGUUUACGGGGUGCUGUGGCGUUUGCAUUAGCAGCUGGCCUUAAAGGUGAUAAUGCUAAUGCUAUGAAAGCAACAAUUUUGGUGGUAGUGGUACUUAGUGUUAUCGUAUUUGGUGGCACAACAAGUCGAAUGUUAGAAGUUCUUAAAAUAGAAACAGGUGUAGAUGAGGGAGAAAUUGAUAGUGAUGACGAAGGUUAUAACGAAUAUAAUAAUUAUAAUCAUGUGCUAACAAAUUCUCAAGGAUCAGUUGUUUCAUCUGGAACUGGAGGUUCUACGGAACCUAAUAUUCCGUCAAGAAAUAUACCCACAAACAUCAAUAAUGUCUCAACACAUGCUCAUUGGUUUAUAUCAUUUGAUGAUAAGUACCUUAAACCAUUAUUUACACGCCAACAUAAUCAAGACAUAAAACCGGAGGAUAGGUGGCAGAAAGAGAAUAAUAAUAAUGAUGAAAUAGUUGGACUAAGCUCGGAUCACACAAUCACUAGAGUUUAA
This is a messenger RNA of Cetraspora pellucida, 1098 nucleotides long. Lineage: Eukaryota; Fungi; Glomeromycota; Glomeromycetes; Diversisporales; Gigasporaceae. The record is from the annotation of a GenBank genome assembly.